Molecule: messenger RNA, 3334 nt
Organism: Melanotaenia boesemani (Boeseman's rainbowfish)
Lineage: Eukaryota; Metazoa; Chordata; Actinopteri; Atheriniformes; Melanotaeniidae
Gene: xrn2
Product: 5'-3' exoribonuclease 2
Exons: 31
Coding region: 130-3069 (979 amino acids)
Biological process (GO): nuclear-transcribed mRNA catabolic process
Cellular component (GO): nucleus
Molecular function (GO): 5'-3' RNA exonuclease activity; RNA binding
Source: RefSeq, a predicted model, not a curated record
AAACAGAUGGUAUGAACCGGAAGAAGAACAUAUGUCCGCUAUGUCCAGCCGUCUCGUGUUUUAAUCAAGCUAUUUUAUCUUUCGUAGUCGCAGUUUUCAGGUAAACCGAUAUAAAAUUAUUUAUCGGAGAUGGGAGUUCCGGCAUUUUUCCGCUGGCUAAGCCGAAAGUAUCCAUCGAUCAUUGUGCACUGUGUGGAGGAGAAGGCAAAGGAGUGUAAUGGAGUUCGUAUUCCUGUUGACACGACCAAGCCAAAUCCCAACGAAGUGGAAUUUGACAACUUGUACUUGGACAUGAACGGGAUAAUUCACCCGUGCACACAUCCAGAGGACAAACCUGCCCCCAAAAAUGAGGAUGAGAUGAUGGUCGCCAUUUUCGAGUACAUUGAUCGAUUAUUUAAUAUUGUGCGGCCACGGAGGGUUCUCUACAUGGCAAUAGAUGGAGUGGCUCCUCGUGCUAAAAUGAACCAGCAGCGCUCGCGCCGGUUUCGAGCCUCUAAAGAAGGAGUUGAGCUGGUGGAGGAGAAGCAGCGCGUGAGGGAGGAGGUCAUUCAGAGAGGAGGUUAUCUUCCACCUGAGGAGAUCAAAGAGAGGUUUGACAGCAACUGCAUCACCCCAGGAACAGAGUUCAUGGACAACCUGGCUCAGUGUCUUCGGUACUACGUGGCCGAUCGUCUCAGCAACGAUCCCGGAUGGAAGAACGUUGUCGUCUUCCUGUCUGAUGCCAGUGUUCCAGGUGAAGGUGAACACAAGAUCAUGGAUUUUAUCCGGAGACAGAGAGCUCAGCCCAACCAUGACCCCAACACUCACCACUGCCUGUGUGGAGCUGACGCUGACCUGAUCAUGCUGGGUCUGGCCACACAUGAGCCCAACUUCACCAUCAUCAGAGAGGAGUUUAAGCCCAACAAACCACGGCCGUGUGCUCUCUGCGGGCAGAUGGGCCACGAGAUCAAAGAGUGUCAGGGCGUGGCCAGAGAGAAGCAGGGACAGCACGAUGAGUUUGCAGACACCAUGCCCACCUCUGAGCAGGAGUUUAUUUUCAUCAGACUCUGUGUUCUGCGGGAGUACCUGGCCAGAGAGCUGACCAUGGCCAGUCUGCCAUUUCCCUUCGACUUUGAGAGGAGCGUGGACGACUGGGUCUUCAUGUGCUUCUUCGUUGGAAACGACUUCCUGCCUCAUCUUCCGUCCUUAGAAAUCAGAGAGGGGGCGAUAGAUCGACUGGUCAACAUCUACAAAGACGUUGUACACAAAACUGGAGGUUACCUGACGCAGAACGGCUACGUCAACCUGGAGCGAGUUGAGAUGAUCAUGCAAGCUGUGGGCGUAGCUGAAGACAACAUCUUCAAGAAACGUAAAGAGGAUGAUGAAAACUUUAAAAGGAGAAAUAAAGAGAAACGAAAGAGAAUGAAAGCAGAAAGACAGGGCCCUGCUUUCCUGACCACCGGCCAGUUUGCCCCUCAGGCUCUCGGCAGAAGGGACCAACCCAACCCCGUCCAGAAUGCUCGGCACCAGGCCUACGAGAUGAGGAUGAAUUCAGAGCAACACAACAAGAAUGCAGCUCAGUCUCUGAAAGCCAUGAUGAGGAACGGUGGCAACUUGUCUGCAGGACCCAGCGACAGCUCGGAUAAAAGGGGAGUGAAGAGGAAACCCGAAGACAGCGACAGCGAGCCGGAGCCCGAAGACAACGUCAGGUUGUGGGAGGAUGGCUGGAAGCAGAGAUACUACAAAACCAAGUUUGAUGUGGACGUGACUGAUGAGGAUUUCAGGAAGAAGGUGGUUCGGUCCUACGUGGAGGGCCUCUGCUGGGUGCUGCGCUACUAUUAUCAGGGCUGCGCCUCCUGGAAGUGGUACUUCCCGUUCCACUACGCUCCGUUUGCAUCCGACUUCAAAGACAUCAAAGAGAUGUUCACAGAGUUUGAGAAGGACACCAAACCGUUUAAGCCUCUGGAGCAGCUGAUGGGGGUGUUUCCUGCUGCCAGCGGGAACUUCCUGCCCCCAUCAUGGAGGAACCUCAUGACCAGCCCGGACUCGUCCAUCAUCGACUUUUACCCGGACGACUUUGCCAUCGAUCUUAACGGGAAGAAGUACGCCUGGCAGGGUGUUGCCUUGUUGCCCUUUGUGGACGAAGGCCGGCUGAGGGCGGCUCUGGCUGACGUCUACCCCAGCCUCACAUCUGAGGAAGUGAGAAGAAACAGUCUGGGAAGCGACGUCUUGUUCCUGGGAAAGUCUCACCUGCUGUUCGACUUCAUCCAUGAACUCUACCGUGCAGAAGCUCAGGAGCUUGGUUCCCGUCAGGCCACGGAAAUCCCUGCAGAGCUCUGCCAUGGGAUCCAAGGGACGUUAAAUCUCGAUGACGCCCCUAUUCUACCAGAUAAGACGGUGAAGUCGCCGGUUCCCCUGCUGCGUGAUGUCUCACUGAGCGCUGCAGUCAGUGUGAAGUUCAAGGACCCUCGGUAUGCAGACUGCUUCGUGUUCAAAGCUGUCCUCCUGCCUGGAGCCAAGAUUCCCAGUAAGGUUCUGAAGCCAGGGGACUGGGAGAAAGGGAACAGGUCGCCGUGGAGACCCCAGCUGGGCUUCAACCCAAACAGACAUCAGGCUCAUCUGGACCAAUCAGCUUUCAGAGCUCUGAGUCACAGCGUGAACAGAAGCCAACCUGGAGGAGGCCAGUACAGCAGCACGCCGCCGCCAGGCAGCUACCACCAGGGAAGCUACCGUCCUCCACACAGCGGGGGCCACCAGCCCUUCCAACAUUCCAGGCAGAGCGCUUUGCUGGGAGCUCCGCCCUCCUUCCUCCAGCCCCAGUUCCCAAGGCAGCCGUACGGAGGCGGAGGUCACGGCUGGGCUCGAGCCAUGCAGGCGCAGCUGUUCCAGCCCAACGUGAGCCGUGAUCGCGGAGCGGCGGGACCAGGAGGCUUCCAGCAGCGCUACGACCAGCGCAGAGACGACUGGCCCGGCCGCCGGGACGAGCACCGGGACGAGCACCGGGACGAGCGGGGGCAACCGCGUCAGGCCUUCAGCUCCGGCAGGUCGUUCCCUCCUCCUCCUCCUUCCAGGAGGUACCACUGGAACUAACCCGGCGGGACGGAGCAGCUUUUUCUUUUACUGUCGUCUUGUUGGCUGAUUUUUUCUUUGUGGUUUUUAUGAUGUUAAACUUGUAAAAUCCCAGUAAUGUCCCCUUUGUUUCUGAGAGGAAUUUCUCCAAGUACCAGACUUAAAAACAGAAAAGUUGGUGUUUUCAGCCUAAAUUUGCCUCCAACACUUACCAGUUAAACCUUUAAUGAGUAGAAAGCAUUUCUCACCACUUUUCUUUUUCUGACAUUAAACAUUCAAACUUUGA